CCCUCCAAAGCAGCGAUGGCCAGCGCUGCUGACCUUCGCGCUCAUUAUCUUCUCACUCACACUCGUCGGUCACGAUCGAGUUGACGUCUGUGUCCUCACCCACCAAGCAGCCGCCCCAUACCCGCCGGAGCAUCAUAAUAGCUAGCAGACUCACGAAAACGCUCAGCAGCGCAACCAACACGGAUCACCACCCGCGGCUCCUCGGUCCACCUCGAGAAGCAAAGCAAGUACUGCAUUCUUUCUCGAGUCGCGAGCAUACAACGUACUCGCACUGCGCAGCUCAAAGCCUCUCUCCGUUUGGUCGUAGCACUAAUCUUGCUCUUGAGACCUGCAAUCGCCGUACAUAGCGUCCACCCGACAUGUCUGGAGCUCCGCCUGUCUUGCCCCCAGGGUGGACGGCGCAAUGGGAUCAGAGUGCCGGCCGCAAUGUGUACAUAGAGAGCGCUACGGGACGCACAUCUUGGACGCCGCCCAACGCCGGCAUGCCAGGCGCUAGACCGACGCAUCCUCAAGGCCAAGCUCGCAUGAGUCUGCCGCCCAUGCAAGGGCCUCCCUCCAUGAGAGGCCCAUCCGGAUUGGGUGGUCCUCCGACCACCGGUACGCCGCUUGGCGCUCCUCCCGGUCCCGGCGGUCCUCCAACCUCACCAGGCGGUGGUGCUGGCGCAGCGGCAGUGCCUGGCGCAUCCAGACGAAGAGCAUAUCCCACUGCUCACCUGGCAGCUAACAGCGUUUCCUUUUCGGGUGGAUUCGACCCGGGUGCGGGAGGUGGUGCUGGCUAUCCCGGUCACAUCCCUCAGGACACUCAGCAGUCUCAACUGUUCACGCCUGGCGCUCCUGAGCCUCAAACGCAGCUGUCUGGAGCCAGCCCUGGCGUCCCUUCGACGGCUUCUCCUUAUGGCCAGCCUGCUGCUUACCCCGGCCAACAGGCACCCAAUGGUCAUGCGCAGCAGCCCUAUCCAGGUCAGCAAGGAGUGUCCGGGCUCGCCAACCAGUUCCAACACAUGGGCAUCGGCAGCCAGGUCGGAGCUAGAGGGAAUCCGCUGCUCACUGUAAAUCUGUCAGGCGUAAAUCCGGUCGUCACUGACCUGAACAGACCCCCGCCAGAGAUCAAGCUGCCGCCAGGGGCCAGCGUCUCGCAGAAUCCCCUCGCAAAUGCGGAUCCGUCGUACCAGCGAUGCACACUGAACGCGGUGCCAACCACAUCGGCGCUCCUGAACAAGUCCAAAAUUCCCUUUGGAUUGGUCUUGUCCCCUUACAGAUCUGUCAGGGAAGCAGAUGGAGAUCAGCCUGUGCCAGUGGUUAGCGACACUGUUAUUGCGCGUUGCAGACGCUGCCGCACCUACAUCAACCCCUACGUGACGUUCAUCGAGGGCGGCAACCGGUGGAAAUGCUGCAUGUGCAACAUCUCCAACGAGGUGCCUAACCUUUUCGACUGGGAUCAGGAAACGAAUCAGCCUGCUGACAGAUACCAGCGCCCAGAGCUCAACCACUCCGUCGUCGAAUUCAUCGCCCCCCGAGAAUACAUGGUUCGACCGCCACAACCUCCUGUCUAUGUCUUCUUGAUUGACGUCAGUCAAGUUGGCGUGAAUAGCGGAAUGGUGUCCGUAGCUGCAAAGACCAUCCUCGAGACAUUGGAUCGCUUGCCCAAUGAUGACAACCGGGCAAAGAUCUCCAUCAUCGCUGUCGACACCGCCUUGCACUUUUUCUGCUUACCAGUGGGCCAGACUGAGCCGGAAAUGCUCGUUGUGAGCGACCUGGACGACGUGUUCCUGCCCAAGCCAAACGACAUACUGGUCAAUUUGACAGAGUGCAGAGCUGGCGUCGAAGCUCUUUUGCAAAGAUUACCCGACAUGUUCAAAGAUACGCUUGUUCAUGGAUCCGCCCUCGGCGCGAGCUUGCAAGCCGCGUACAAGCUCGUUUCUGCAAUCGGAGGAAAGAUCAUGGUACUGACAGCCAGCUUGCCUACUGUCGGGCCUGGCGCACUAAAGAACAGAGAAGACAUCAAGCUGCUCGGCACCUCGAAGGAAAGCACCUUGCUCAAUGCUGCUUCCACCUUUUACAAGACCUUCCCAAUCGACUGCUCUAGGUCUCAAGUCAGCGUCGACAUGUUCCUCUUUGCUCAGAGCUACACCGACGUGGCCACGCUCGCGUGCCUGCCUCGCUACACUGGAGGUCAAACGUACUUUUAUCCCGCUUUCCAUGCUGGGAGAGCCGAAGAUGCAGCCAAAUUUGCCCACGAGUUUGGAGAGGUCUUGGCCAGUCCCAUUUCUUUCGAAGCUGUCCUGCGACUCCGCGCAACCAAGGGAGUCAGAGCUGUUGGAUUCCAUGGCAACUUUUUCGUUCGCUCUACGGACUUACUCGCACUGCCGGCUGUCCCGUUGGACCAGAGCUACGCCAUCGAAUGCGAAAUCGAGGAGACGAUCAACGCGCCGUUCAUUGUCUUGCAGAGCGUCGUCCUGCACAGCACCAGCUACGGCGAAAGACGCAUCCGAGUGGUCAACUUGGCGCUACCGACUACUACAAGCUUGUCGGAAGUAUACGCUGGCGUGGAUCAAGUAGCAGUGGCCGUGCUGCUGGCAAACAAGGCAGUGGAACGCAGCAUCCACCACAGACUGGAAGAUGCGAGAGACGCUUUGUCGAACAAGAUGGUGGAUAUUCUGCAGACCUACAAGGCGACGAUGACGAGUGCCGGAUCGGGCGCUAGUCCUCAACUGGCCAUCGCGUCCAAUAUGGCCUUACUGCCCUUGCUCAUUCUUUCCCUCCUGAAACACGUCGGAAUCAGGGCCAGUUCUCAGAUUCCGUCCGAUCUGAGAGCGUAUGCGCAAGCCCUGCUCACAACGCUACCGGCUCAGCUCUUGAUCCCGUACAUACAUCCAGACUUUUACUGCUUGCACAACAUGCCACCUGAAGCCGGCACGAACAGGUCGGAAAAUGGCAGGGAAGCAGUCAUCUUCCCCGCCAAGCUCAACCUCUCUUCGGAAAGGCUCGAGAGGCAUGGGCUGUACAUGAUCGAUGCUGGGCCGGAAGGUGUUAUGCUUUGGCUCGGAAGAGAUGCUGUGCCGCAGCUCUGCAUCGAUGUGUUCGGAGCGGACAAUUAUCAGUCGGUUCGAGGUGGAAAGACGACGCUGCCGGUGCUAGAAAACGCAAUGAACAAGCGCGUGCGGACAUUGGUGGAUCGUGUCAGGGUGUCGCGCAGAGGACCUUACUUGCCGCACGUCUUUAUCGUCAAGGAAGACGGAGAGCCGGCUCUGAGACUCUACGCCCUUUCCAUGCUGGUGCAGGACAGGUUUGAACAGAGCCCGAGCUAUGUUCAGUGGCUCGGCACGCUCCGGGACAAGGUGAAUGGCGCAUCUUAGGUGAACAAGGUUCAAGAGCAACCCAUCUUUGCCCGCCUGCGCCUUGUUUAACCUACUCAUCAAUGGACUGAAUCUGGUCUCGGCAAAGCCGUUGGCCGUGGCUUCAUUUCGAUUCGAGUGAUGAGCCUUGAAUCGCUGCCCAGUGCACCCACACCUUAUCGGUCGAGCGCCGAGUGAUGCACUCGGCGACAGAGGCCGCUCACACCACAAUUCAAUCGCUCCCCUACCUUUUGCCACGUCUUCUUUUCUUUAAAAUCCCACAACGCUUGGUACAGACGAAUCCAAAAUGCGACGUUGACCACGA
Ceraceosorus guamensis is the source of this 3660-nucleotide messenger RNA. Its product is annotated as putative SEC24-COPII coated vesicle component. Gene Ontology annotation, cellular component: COPII vesicle coat; endoplasmic reticulum exit site. Gene Ontology annotation, biological process: intracellular protein transport; COPII-coated vesicle cargo loading; endoplasmic reticulum to Golgi vesicle-mediated transport. The record is from RefSeq and is a predicted model, not a curated record. Gene Ontology annotation, molecular function: zinc ion binding; SNARE binding. Lineage: Eukaryota; Fungi; Basidiomycota; Exobasidiomycetes; Ceraceosorales; Ceraceosoraceae. The coding region runs from base 360 to 3356 and encodes 998 amino acids. The transcript has 6 exons.